Mycotypha africana is the source of this 1293-nucleotide messenger RNA. RefSeq names its product chitinase. The transcript is spliced from 4 exons. Gene Ontology annotation, molecular function: chitinase activity; chitin binding. Gene Ontology annotation, cellular component: extracellular region. Gene Ontology annotation, biological process: carbohydrate metabolic process; chitin catabolic process. The record is from RefSeq and is a predicted model, not a curated record. Lineage: Eukaryota; Fungi; Mucoromycota; Mucoromycetes; Mucorales; Mycotyphaceae. Bases 1 to 1293 code for a protein of 430 amino acids.
AUGAGCGCUUCUGCUCCUGCAACUGAACAGCAAUUUACCAAUGACAACCCUGCUCCUGCUGCUGACAGCAAUAAUAAUCAAAUUCCUUUCAACGGCCCUGCUACCAAUGGAUCUAUCAUUGCUGGCUAUUUCGCUAACUGGAAAAUCUAUGAAAGAAAAUACAAUGUUACUGAUUUAGCUUUGCAAGCUGAGAAAUUGACGCACAUUUUGUACGCUUUCGCCAAAAUUGAAGAAAAUGGUCAGGUUGUUCUCUCUGACGCAUGGGCUGAUGUUGAACAACCUCUUCCUGCUGAUUUGGCUAUCAACGGCGUAGAUGAUGUGGCCGACCAAGGCGAAAACGUUCAUGGUAACUUUAAGCAACUCUAUUUACUCAAGCAAAAGUAUCGUCAUCUGAAGAUAUCUCUCAGUGUUGGUGGCGCUUCUUGGUCUACAAACUUUGCUGCCAUCGCUGCGGAUCCUGCCAAGCGACAAACUUUUGUUCAAAGCGCCGUCAAAUUGGUUGCCGAUGUUGGUUUAGAUGGUCUGGAUAUCGAUUGGGAAUUUCCUAACGAUGACAACGAAGCUGCUUCUUAUGUCCAGUUAUUGGCUGAAGCUCGUGCUGCUUUGGAUGCCUAUCAACAACAAUGCCAGCAAGUAGAUCAACCUCGCUUCCUGUUGAGUGUUGCUGUUCCCUGUGGUCCUGAUAAUUACAGAAAACUUCGUUUAUCUGAAAUGCAACAAUACGUCGAUAUUUUCUAUUUGAUGGCUUAUGAUUAUGCUGGUUCCUGGGAUAACGUUUGUGGCCAUCAAGCUGCUUGCUAUAACUGUCCUCUUAACACCAAUCAAGCUGUCAAUGAUUAUUUAGCAGCUGGUGUUCCCUCACAAAAAUUGGUUGUAGGUUUGCCCAUGUAUGGCCGUGGCUUUUCUAAUACAGACGGUCCUCAAUGUGCUUAUCAAGGCGUUCCUCAAGGUACCUGGGAAGCUGGUCUCUUUGAUUACAACUGUUUACCUAAGCCUGGUGCUACCGAAUAUACUGAUAUGGAAAAGUUAGCUUCCUGGUCUUAUGAUCCCAAUCUUCGUGAAUUCAUUACUUACGAUACACCUGAGGUUAUCAGCGCAAAGUGUAACUAUAUUAAGCAAAACAACUUGGGUGGCGCUAUGUUUUGGGAACUUAGCGCUGAUCGACAUCCUGAAGAUCCUCGCAACUUAGUUAACGCUGUAUAUAACGUCUUGGGUGACCAAACAGAUACUGUUUCUAACCAUCUUCAAUAUCCUUAUAGCCGUUACGAAAAUGUCAGAAGCCAAAUGGCAUAG